GGCAUUUUUUAUCUCAUGGGAUACCCAUAUCUUUUCUAAGUUAUUGUUUCCCUUCUAUAUGUCCCAUUUCAGUCUACUGCGCGGUAUAUUUGCACCUUCAAUCUAUUCUAUAACCAUCCUUUCUCCGGAAUAAAAACGCAAUGUUUCGUGUCGGAUCAUGGCUGUACAACAAGGCAUCUCCGGCGAGUGUCUCCACGCAGUCUCUCGACGCAUUGGCAGAGUCGCAAGAGCUGCAGAGUGCUCUUCGAGCUGCUACCUUUAUCAUCAACGAUGAUGUUGACGGCGCCGAAGAGGGUCUAAAUAAGGGUGAUUCGUCAUUUCAUAAGCUGGGAAAAGGGAUCGUCUCGUUCGUUCGGGCCACUUUGGGUUUCGAACAGGAAAUCAUGCGCCUUGCGGGCGAACGGCUAUCGGAGGCGGAAACGUGUGCGUCAAACGAUUAUCAAAAAGCUCAACAUAAUUCAAAUGCCCCCAAUGCAUACCGGUCACCGAUCUAUGCCCCUGGGACCGAAUUUCUUCUAUGUCGAAGUAUGGCUCAGCUCAUGGCUGCUCUGGUCGGCGUCCUGAACGAAAGCUUAACGGAGAGCAUCAAGGCUUUCUAUAAACUAAGGAAAGCGUACAUCGCAUUAGAUAAUAUAAUGCAAAUGGAGGAGAAGUACCUCCAGGAGGAAUCCGCAAGAAAGAUGGCCUCCUCUAAUAUCUCAUUGCCACCUAACCACUCCCUUGCGGUGCCCACAAAGCCAUUAGUAAACAGAAGCGAUACAUCGAAAGCCCCCGGAAUCACCUCUGACAGGGCCUCAGGCUCCCAGCUCGGAAAUGGUAAGCCAGACGAACCGCGGCUUUCCAACGAUGCCACGGCGUUUUCUUCCACAGAAGCUGAAAAAUCAUCAUCACAACCUCCAGAACCACCUCCAUCUCCCACACAGCACCUGGAUCAGGAUCCCGACUCCGAUUUAUUUACGAAUCCCGUAGAUGCAUUUGUACAUUCCGGCGCAAACCUCUGCUUCGGACUUUUAUUGCUCCUUAUCUCGAUGGUUCCGCCUGCGUUUUCAAAAUUGCUCUAUAUUGUGGGCUUUAGAGGAGACCGGCGUCGGGGGCUUCGGAUGCUGUGGCAAGCUAGCAAAUUCCAUAACUUAAAUGGCGCAAUUGCGGGUUUGGGACUGCUGGCUUACUAUAAUGGUUUUAUCCGGCAUUGCGACAUCAUCGACGACUGUCCGAGUGAAAAUGAAGACAGGGUCGACAGCUAUUCGGAACACCGACUCACUGCUUUGUUGUCAGUGAUGAGACAUCGAUUCCCCCAUAGCCAUCUUUGGCUCUUAGAGGAAUCUCGGAUGCAAGCUGCAAAGAAAAAUUUAGGCGCGGCCCUGGAGCUGCUCUCUGGAGAUACUAAAAGCCCUCUGAAGCAGGUUGAAGCGCUAUGUGUGUUCGAAAAGAGUUUGACUUCUAUGUAUCUUCAUAAAUACGAAUUGUGCGCGGAAUCAUUCAUCGAGUGUGCUGAACUCAAUUCGUGGUCCCGAGCUUUGUAUUAUUAUAUUGCUGCAUCGGCUCAUCUUGCUAUCUACAGGCAAAAUGCCCUAGAUUCGCCUACGCUAGCCAAGGAGCAUGCUGCCAAAGCCCUUGAGUUAUUCCAGAAGGUUCCGUCGCAAGCGGGCAAGAAGAAAUUUAUGGCCCGACAGCUUCCAUUUGAUGUCUUUGUUACCCGGAAAAUCUCAAAAUGGGAAUCACGCGCCAAGGAAUGGAAUGUUGACUUUAUCGACGCGAUCGGCGUCGACCCAUUGGAAGAAAUGAUCUACUUAUGGAACGGGCACAGCCGCAUGAACGAGGAAGAACUUCGAAAUUCGCUGAGGUGCUUGGCGUGGUCGGAAAGCGAGGAAAAUAAACACUGGGAUCGCGAAAAUGAAGACGAGUUCGCGAUUUUGGCUCUCCUCCGGGCUUCCAUAUUCCGUUUUCUGGGAAGACAUGAAGAAUCGAAGAAACUCUUGCGGUCGAAAAUCCUUGUUCAUGACCCGGCAACAUUCAAAGGCCAUUUGAAAGAUGACUGGACUUGCCCGACAGCCCACUACGAGAUGGCAGCGAAUUUGUGGAUGGAACGCUACUCAUAUCGGCCAAUUUGUUCCACUGCAGGAGGUGUCCCCGCCAAUGGCUCGCAAAGUCAGUCCGAAUCUACCUCGGCAACGGAGACGAACCAUGUCCCCAAACCGUCAAUGUCAAUAUCCUCUAAGACAAGCCACGAAUCGAACGAAAACGCAGAAGCUCAUGAUCGGCGGAAGGUCCGCGAAUGCAGAGAAUGGAUUGAGAAGGUUGCGAAGUGGGAAACGUACGAACUCGACGCCAGAGUCGGCCUCAAAGUGACCGUGGCAGAGGACACAUUACGGAAGUGGGAAUCGGCCAAUCCGCGCUAAGAGAGAUCGUUUGUUUUUGUUUUACAAAUUUACUUUGUGACGUCACCAAGUCAUCCCGUAUAUAGCUUUAUAGAUCGGAAUGCGGGCUUUAU
This is a messenger RNA of Histoplasma capsulatum G186AR, 2491 nucleotides long. RefSeq lists its product as uncharacterized. The transcript has 6 exons. The coding region runs from base 141 to 2399 and encodes 752 amino acids. Gene Ontology annotation, cellular component: mitochondrial outer membrane; nucleus; cytosol. The record is from RefSeq and is a predicted model, not a curated record. NCBI's taxonomy places the organism in Eukaryota, Fungi, Ascomycota, Eurotiomycetes, Onygenales, Ajellomycetaceae.